Molecule: messenger RNA, 2322 nt
Organism: Austrofundulus limnaeus
Lineage: Eukaryota; Metazoa; Chordata; Actinopteri; Cyprinodontiformes; Rivulidae
Gene: ufl1
Product: UFM1-specific ligase 1
Biological process (GO): regulation of proteasomal ubiquitin-dependent protein catabolic process; response to endoplasmic reticulum stress; protein K69-linked ufmylation
Cellular component (GO): endoplasmic reticulum membrane
Molecular function (GO): UFM1 ligase activity
Source: RefSeq, a predicted model, not a curated record
GCUGUCAGAGAGAAACUGUAUAGAAAUAAUCAACAAACUGGUGGAAGACAAGAAGCUGGACGUGGUGCACACCCUGGAUGGAAAGGAGUACAUCACUCCAGCACAGAUCAGCAGGGAAAUCCGAGAUGAACUUUACGUCCAUGGAGGAAGAAUCAACAUCGUGGACCUCCAGCAGAUCAUCAACGUGGACUGGGUCCAUGUUGAAAACAGGGCAGGCGACAUCGCCAAGUCCGAUAAAGGGGUCCAGCUGGUCCUGGGACAGCUGAUCGACGACUCAUAUCUGGACCGUUUAGCUGAGGAGGUGAAUGACAAGCUGCAGGAGGCAGGUCUGGUCAGUGUAGCUGAACUGUGUAAAAACUACGACCUCCCAGGAGAUUUCCUCACAGAGGAGCUGUCCAAACGUCUUGGGAGACUGAUCCAGGGAGAAAUGGACCAGUACAACAGAGGGGCCAUCUUUACUCCAGCUUUCGUUGCUCGACACAAAGCCAGGAUACGAGGGCUCUUCAGUGCAAUCACCAGGCCCACGUCUGUCAGCAGCAUGCUUGGAUCAUUUGGAUUUCAGGAGCACCUUCUGUACUCGGUUCUGGAGGAGAUGGUGAACAGCGGGCGUCUGAGAGGAAGUGUGGUUGGAGGCAGACAGGACAAAGCUGUUUAUAUCCCUGAUAUCUACGCCAGAACUCAGAACGCCUGGGUGGACUCCUUCCUCCAGCAGAACGGAUAUCUAGAGUUCGAUGCCUUGCUCAGGCUUGGGAUCCCCGAUCCGUCCAGCUACAUCAAGAAGCGCUUCAGGUCCAGUAAGCUGCUGUUCCUGCGAGCCGCCUGUGUGGCUCAGGUUCUGCUGGACCAGGUGGAGGCCUCUGUGGAGGAGGCCGUUAACUCUGCCACGUGGACUGACCUCCAGCCGGUCCUGCCCAGCUGCCUCUCUGUGGAGGACGUGGGGAUGCUCAUCAGCCAGGCCAUGAGGAACACCAACAUCCUGUCGUCGGCRCGGGUGCUGGGUGGGAGCGUGGUGGUCAGUGAGAAGUUCAUCAGUGACUGUGUGUCGUUGUUUGAUGAGGCCAUGCAGCACAAGGCUCAGAAGGAAGUGAAAAACAAUCCGGUGUUUCUGAUCACUGAAGAAGACCUGAAGCAGGCGGCUGUCCUGACAGACAGCUCAGCACCUUCCAGAAAGGAGAAGAGGGAAGCAGAGCGCAGGAAGAAGGCUACAGAGGGCAGCGGCAGCGUGAAAUCAGGAGGAGGAGGAAACGCCAGAGAGAUCCGCAUCCGUAAAACCAAGAAGAAGGGCCGGAAAGACGAGGACAGUGAUGAAGACUCUGCACCUUCACAGCAAAAUCGCAGCAGACAGACUGAAGCCCCCUUUAUGGCCCCCGAGGAGAUUGUCUCAGUUUUAGAGCGAAGACUGACCGACUGUCCUGAAGAAGUCCUGUCUGAGCUGGCAGAACACUUAGUCAGGCCUCUGAAUAAAAGAUACCAGGAGGUCCUGCGCACCGUCUUCAUGUCGUCCAGCAGCUCCACAGCAGGGCACAGCAAGAAGAAGAACAUGAAGGACCUGCAGGAGGAGAUCACCUCCCUGUACAACAACAUCCGACUGUUUGAAAAAGGCACCAAGUUCUUCUCAGAUGAGACCCAGGUCCACAUCAACAAGCACAUUCUGAGGAGCCUGUGCUCUGAUGUGACCAACGUCCUGGUGAACUUCUUGGCUGCAGACCUGAUGAUGUCUGUGGAGAACCCCAGCACCAUCAGCCCUGAGGUCCGACUGAAGAUCCUGAGCAAACUGUCAGAGGAGACCAAAGGACCGCUCAUGAAGCUGCACAACUCCCUGAAUGGCAAAACUCUGGAAGACUUUCUGACCAACCUGGAAACGUGUGCUGAGGUCUGUGGCUUCAUGCUGAAGAAAGGAGACAAAAAAAGGGACCGACAGGCCCAGUUCCUGCACCGCCAGGCUCUCAGUGAGCAGCUGAAGGACACAGAGGACCCGGCUCUGGUUCUCCACCUGACCAGUGUCCUGCUGUUCCAGACCAGCACCCUCUGCAUGCUGCACGCCCCGGGGCGCUGCGUCCCACAGAUCAUCGGCAGUCUGACGGGUCGAAUCCCUGCGGAGCAGCAGCAGCUGCUGGCGGCCUACCAGAGCCUCGUGGUGAAGCAGCUGCUCAGCAGGAAGCAGCAGGACGAGGAAGAGGAGGAGGGGGAUGAAGAGGCCAGGAGCGUGCGAACUCAGCUCAUGGCCCUGACCCCCCAGGUGAAGGAGCUGGUGCUGGCCCAGAGGAAGACGUCUGUCUCUGAAGACUGAGUUUCAAAAUAAAAGAAGAAUUGAACCACUGA